Molecule: messenger RNA, 2332 nt
Organism: Hemibagrus wyckioides
Lineage: Eukaryota; Metazoa; Chordata; Actinopteri; Siluriformes; Bagridae
Product: interferon-induced GTP-binding protein Mx2-like
Exons: 12
Coding region: 129-2033 (634 amino acids)
Biological process (GO): defense response to virus
Cellular component (GO): nucleus; membrane; cytoplasm
Molecular function (GO): GTP binding; GTPase activity; microtubule binding
Source: RefSeq, a predicted model, not a curated record
CACAUGACAGGUGAGAGUUACUCUUUCCCAAGUGCCACAGAGCAAACGUCGCUGCGUAAAAGCGCACAUUAGAAAACGAAGUAAGAUUACUUGUUAAGAAUUACUGAUUUAUUUGGCGAAAUUAUCAGAUGGGAGAGAUGAGCGCGAGCCUGAGUGAGCAGUAUGAGGAGAAGGUGCGUCCGUGCAUCGACCUGAUUGACUCUCUGCGCGCGCUCGGUGUGGAGAAGGACCUCGCGCUGCCCACCAUCGCCGUGAUCGGAGACCAGAGCUCGGGGAAGAGCUCGGUGCUGGAGGCGCUGUCCGGAGUCGCGCUGCCCCGCGGGAGUGGUAUUGUGACAAGAUGUCCGCUCGAGUUGAAGAUGAAGAAGAGCAGGAAGGAAAAUGUCUGGCAUGGAAAGAUCAAUUUCGAGGACUAUGAAGAAGAGUUUGAAGAUCCAAAAGAUGUAGAUCAAUUGAUUAGAAAAGCUCAGAAUCAAAUGGCUGGCAGUGGCAUGGGCAUCAGUGACAAGCUCAUCAGUCUGGAGGUGACAUCAACCAAUGUACCUGACCUCACACUUAUCGACCUGCCUGGUAUUACCCGUGUAGCAGUCCAAGAUCAACCGGAGAACAUUGGAGAACAAGUUAAGAAACUAAUCAAAAAGUUCAUCGAAAAGCAAGAAACCAUCAUCCUGGUGGUGGUGCCAUGUAACGUGGACAUUGCCACUACGGAAGCACUGAAGAUGGCUCAAGAAGUUGAUCCAAAUGGCAAGAGGACCCUGGGCAUUUUAACAAAGCCUGACCUGGUGGAUAAAGGCAUGGAGGAGAUGGUGGUGUCCAUUGUCGACAAUGAGAUCAUAUACCUCAAUAAGGGCUACAUGAUCGUCAGGUGCCGAGGACAGCAGGAGAUCCAGGACCACUUUUCUCUGUCUGAAGCGAUCAAGAAGGAGAGAAACUUCUUUAAAGAUCACACACAUUUCAGCAAGCUAUGUGACAUUGGAAAAGCUACCAUUCCCAAAUUGGCUGAGAAACUAACGCUUGAACUUGUCCUUCACAUUGAGAGUUCUCUGCCAGAAUUGGAGGAGCAAAUCCUGAUGAAGUUGGCUGAGGCUCAGGGUGAACUGGAUCGCUAUGGCUCAGGGCCUCCUACAGAACAAGAACAUCGGAUCUGCUUUCUGACUGAUAAAAUCACAGCAUUCAAUCAGGAUGCCAUCAGCCUGACGAUUGGAGAGGAGGUGAAGAGCAUGCCAAAAUUAAACAUCUUUACAGCCUUGAGGAAGGACUUUGCUCUCUGGAACAAAGAUGUAGAGAGUAUAGGACACAACUUUGAAAAGAAGCUAGAGAUGGAUUUGCAACAUUAUGAUGAAAAAUACAGAGGUAGAGAAUUUCCAGGCUUCAUCAACUACAAGACGUUUGAGAUGUUUGUGAAGGAACAGAUCAAGCUACUGGAGGAACCUGCCAUCAGAAGACUGAAGGAAAUCUCGGAUCUUAUUAGGAAUGAGUUUAUCCAACUGGCUCAUUCCAACUUCCCAGGUUUCCCUAAUCUCUUCAGAAUGGUAAAGAACAAAAUAGAGAAAAUAAAGCAGGUAAAAGAGUCAGAGGCUGAAUUAAUGCUAAGGACCCAGUUUAAGAUGGAGCUGAUGGUCUAUACCCAAGACAAUAUAUAUAAUGCUACCCUGUGUAUACUGAAGACCAUGGAGGAAGAAAAAGAGAGAGAAAAAUAUGGUGUGGCUCAAACUGCUUCUCAUAGUUUGUGCGAUUACUCUGACAGAGGAGCCGCUCUUGAGGAACUGAAGCGCCACUUGAAGACUUACUACAGUAUUGUGAGUAAGCGUCUGGCUGACCAGGUGCCACUGGUGAUCAGGUACAUGGUCAUUCAGGAGUCAGCAGCACAACUGCAAAGAGAAAUGAUACAGCUCUUAAAGGACAAAGUCAACAUUGAUGAUCUGCUGAAAGAAGAUCAGGACAUCUCUAGCAAACGGAACAUCCUGAAAGGCCGCCUGAAACGGCUGACAGAUGCUCUCAAAAACCUGGAAGAAUUUCCGAGUUAUUCAUAAAUGCAGCUAUAGAAUCUGUUUUGGUGAAUUAUAAUUUACAGUUUAAAGAAAUGAUGUAACUGUUAAUCACUUAUUCAACUAGGUGGAUACACAAGGAAUUUUCUGUUAAAACAAUUUCUUUCUGUACUGUGUUGAUUCUGUCACAAAAUGAUCUUGGAUUUUUUUUUAAGGUAUUGUACUGUUUUCUGCUUCUUAUAUUAAUUGGAAGAAUUCAUUAUUAUUAUUUUGUUAUGGAUUACUAAUGAUUAGCUAGAAAAGUCUUAUAAUCCAAUGGCCCUCAAUAAAUUAAACCAAAUUUG